AUGGGCUGGUUGAGUUCCUCGGGGAUCACUCCGUACUUGAUCUUCCUGGUCUUCGUUACGACGUUAGGCCCGCUUCAGUUCGGUUAUCACCUGGCUGAAUUGAAUGCUCCGCAAGCUGUCGUGACGUGUGAGAAGAAAAGUAUAGGCUCGACCUCCGCACUGGGCGGCCUGCCGCAAUGUCUUCCAAUGAGCCCGUCCCAGUUUGGCGUGGUCUCGUCAAUCUACACCCUGGGUGGAUUCGUGGGCGCUCUGCUGGCAGGGCCCGUGUCGACUAAGUACGGGCGGCUUUUGACGCUACGAUUGACCACCGUAUUCUUUGUCUUGGGCCCGGUAGCGGAGACGUUGGCGUCAGGUAUUACGGUGUUAUCUCUAGGUCGAUUCCUGUCGGGGAUCGGGUCUGGAGCCGCCAUAGUGGUCGGCCCUAUCUACGUGUCGGAGGUCGCACCACCUCCGUCGCGCGGGUUCUUUGGAGCGUUCACCCAGGUCAUGACCAACGUCGGCAUCCUGCUGACACAGACCCUCGGAUAUUUUUGGAGCCGUGAUAGUAUGUGGCGAUGGAUCCUUGCGGGUGCCGGAUUCAUCGGAGCCUUGCAACUUGCCGGUCUUUUGGCGGUGCCCGAAAGCCCUAUCUGGCUAGCAGAGCACCGACAGAGAAACCAAGCGCGUCGGGUCUUACAGCGGAUUCGUGGGCCUGAUGCCAACAUUGAUGCCGAGAUCGAGGGCUGGCGGGCCUCUGCUGCCCCUGCGGCCGAAGAGGAAUCACUGCUUUCCGCCCCUUCGGAGACGUCCGCUCCAACACAGUCUGUUACCAUUCUACAAGCUGUCAAGGAUCCCUACUAUCGUCCUGCCAUAGUUGCGGUCGUGGGGGUCAUGCUCGCGCAGCAGUUUACGGGCGUAAACAGCAUCGUUAUGUACAGCGUUUCACUGUUGCAGGGCAUCCUGCCUACCGGGGCUGCGCUGCUCACAAUCUUGACUUCUGCGAUCAACCUUGGCAUCACACUUGCCUGUACACCUUUACCUGACCGCAUUGGUCGGAAAACGUGUUUAUUGAUCAGUAUCAGUGCAAUGGGGUUCAGCUCGAUGCUACUCGCGCUUGGAUUUGCUCUGGAUCAGCAAGUCCUUUCAGCGAUCGCCACGCUCCUCUUUGUUGCUAGCUUUGCCGCGGGACUUGGACCGGUCCCCUUCAUGCUAGCCUCUGAACUUGUCGGGCCAGAAGCUGUCGGCGCAGCGCAGAGCUGGGCGCUGUCGGCCAACUGGACUGCCACAUUCAUAGUUGCCCAGUUUUUCCCCGUGCUUAAUACUGCACUCGGUGGCCACGGGAAGGUGUAUUGGAUAUUUACGGCUAUGGCGGUGCUGCUGGGGUUCUUCAUCUACCGAUAUGUACCAGAGACCAAGGGCAAAGCCAAUGCCGAUGAAGUCUGGGGUCGGGUUGCCCGGCGCGAAGACUAG
Penicillium chermesinum is the source of this 1449-nucleotide messenger RNA. RefSeq names its product putative MFS glucose transporter. The transcript has 2 exons. The coding region runs from base 1 to 1449 and encodes 482 amino acids. Gene Ontology annotation, molecular function: hexose transmembrane transporter activity. Gene Ontology annotation, biological process: monosaccharide transmembrane transport. Lineage: Eukaryota; Fungi; Ascomycota; Eurotiomycetes; Eurotiales; Aspergillaceae. Gene Ontology annotation, cellular component: membrane. The record is from RefSeq and is a predicted model, not a curated record.